Molecule: messenger RNA, 3415 nt
Organism: Microplitis demolitor
Lineage: Eukaryota; Metazoa; Arthropoda; Insecta; Hymenoptera; Braconidae
Gene: emp
Product: scavenger receptor class B member 1
Exons: 6
Coding region: 855-2402 (515 amino acids)
Cellular component (GO): membrane; cytoplasm
Molecular function (GO): scavenger receptor activity
Source: RefSeq, a predicted model, not a curated record
ACUUGAGUUUACUGCGGCGAUCGCGGCAUUUCUGCCAAGUCGAACGUACGUUCAGUGGUUCAGUACUCGAGCUAACAUCGUACCGAUCGUGUGUCUUUUUACUACUCCUUUUAUUUUAAAUAAAUUACUCAAAAUUACAACUUUACCUAAAAAUAAAUAAAAAUGAUAACGUCUCGAGGUUUACGUGAAGAAGUGGUUAUUUGAUUAUCAUCAGCAUAUGAAGACUAAUAAAAAUUUUAAAAUACAGCAAUUGGAUACAAGGCAAUUGUUUAAAUAAUUAAUCCCAAGAAUUUAAAAAAAAAAAAAAAAAAAAAAAAAAAAAAAAAAAAAAAACAAAUAAAUGAAUAAAAAAUUACAAUUACUGAAGUAACUCGAAAAAUCUUAAAACAGCUCUCACACACUACAUAUACAUACAAACAUACAUAUUCUUAUAUUAUUUAUAAACUCACACCGUAUUCUUCCAUUGGUACGUUCGUUAUCGCGCCAAGUAGUCGGCACACUUGGGAGUCGACUUUCUCCUCGUGUCGUCGUCGCGACAAGCUGGAUAGGAUAACUUACAACCAAUUUGUUUCUUUUUUUUUUAUUGAUCAGUUCAAUUGUCAAUGUUGAUACUAUUGUCUUUUAAAAUUUUUUGUAAUUAAACCUGAGUGGAUAAAUUUAAACUGAAUUAAAUACCACAUAUUUUAAAUAUAUUUGAGAGCUGCAACGAAGAAGAAAUAAAGUAACGACAUCAAUGAGAAAAAACGGAUGAGGUAACUGUACUUGUAACGUGUGAAUACCCAAACAUACAUACAAAUAUCAUCCGGAGGAAGAAAUAUAUAAUAUAUUAAAUAUAUCUAUAUAUUUAUAACAACAUGAGGAUUAAUCGAGGAAUUUGUGGCAAACUCCAGGGCGGAUUUCUCAGACGAUGGUGGACAGCAGUUGCAGCGGGCGUGUUGCUGAUAAUAUUUGCAGCUGUUUUGGCAGCACUAUUUCCGAAUAUUAUGGAAAUAUUGAUAAAUCGUGAAGUAUCUAUACGAGAAGGUGGUCGUGCAUAUGGAUGGUGGAAAGAACCUCCAGUGGUACCUCAUAUGAAUAUUUAUAUUUACAACGUCACGAAUGCUGAUGAAUUCCUUAACAAUGGCGACAAACCGAUUCUUCAAGAGCUUGGUCCAUAUGUAUAUGUACAAAAAUGGGAUAAAACUAAUAUUAAAUUCAACGACAACGGAACUGUCAGUUACAAUGUCAGAAAACGUUUUGUCUUUUCAGAGGAAUUAUCCAGCGGUACUGAGGAUGAUUUGGUGGUCGUACCAAACGUGCCAAUGCUAUCAGCAACCAGUCAGUCCCGUCACGCAGCUCGUUUUCUACGGCUUGCCAUGGCCUCAAUUAUGGAUAUCCUUAAAAUAAAACCAUUUGUCGAGGUCUCGGUCGGUCAAUUACUCUGGGGUUACGAGGAUCCGUUGCUUAAACUCGCCAAGGACGUGGUACCAAAAGAACAAAAGCUACCGUACGACCAGUUCGGAUUAUUGUAUGGAAAAAAUGGCACUCAUCCAGAUCAGUACACAAUCUUCACGGGUGCCUCGGACAUCACCAAGUACGGAAUGAUGGACCGAUGGAAUGGUAAAGAUGGUUUCAAACACUGGACCACUGAUGAAUGCGACAAUGUACUGGGCGGGGAUGGCAGUAUAUUCCCACCUCACAUUAACAAGAAUUCAAAGCUCAAGGUCUUUGACAAAGAUCUCUGCAGGACUCUUCCUCUCGUCUUCAAGGAAGAAGUGAUGGCAGAAGGCGACGUUCCUGGAUUUAGAUUUGUGCCACCUAAAGAUGUAUUUGCAGCAGCUGAUCGCAUCACAUCCCAGCAGUGUUACUGUCCAGCUGGACCACCUUGCGCACCAGAGGGUACCUUCAAUGUAUCGCGUUGUCAAUAUGACUCACCAGUUUUGCUCAGUUUCCCUCACUUUUAUUUAGCUGAUCCCGCACUACGGGAAGCCGUAAUUGGAAUAUCACCCCCGGAUGAGGAAAAACAUCAAUUCUUUAUUGACGUCCAACCGUUGAUGGGAACGACACUUAGAGCUCGUGCUAGAAUUCAAAUAAAUCUUGCUGUUAGUCAAGUGCGUGAUAUCAAACAAGUUGCAUCUUUUCCAGAUAUUAUCUUCCCAAUAAUGUGGUUUGAAGACGGUGUAGAUGGCUUACCGAGCCAUGUGACGUCACUGCUGAAGAUGGCUGUUGAAGUGCCUCCGAUAGCACGUGCAGCUCUUUCGGGUGCUAUUGCUGCAGUAGGUGCCAUUGUUCUUCUCGGUGCGUUAUUGUGUCUUGCCAGAGCGGCAAAACAUCAAGAGAAGCUUCAUUUAAGCACUCCUCUACCUCCAGGUGCAUCUAAGCAAGGAAAUAUUAAUCCUGGUUUUCAAGGUUCCAUGAAGUAAAGUGUAAAUCAGACAUAACUUCAAGUUAAGAGAUAAUGGCAAUUUUUAAAAAAUAUUACUAUAGACUAUUUUUUUUUUGUUUAUUUUAAUUUUUAAUUUAAAUAAUUCUGUGUUGGACAAUUGAACAAUAACUAGAUUUAUUAUAGUAUAUUUUAAAACUAACAUGCCGUCAAAAAUCGUCAUGUUCUAUGACUAUCACGCAAUUGUUGCAAAAAUAACGAUUGUAUAAUUAUCGUGGGAAAGCUAAAGGUUACAGAAUAGAGUCUUAUGUCUUAUAUUUUAUUCAGAGGGAAGGUGAAAGCAAGAGAAAGGGACUGAUGCUCAAUGGUUUUUUGUGAUUAAUUAUUUUAAUACACAAAAAAUAUACAAUAAACUAAAUUAUAAAUAACUAUUUUUAUCUCUAUUUCUUGCGUUUUUUACCUACUGAAUACAAAAGCUCUCUUUCUUUAAAAUCAGGGCGGGUUUUUUUUUGAUUAAUUAUUACAAUUUUUUAAAUUAAAGAUUCAUGUAAUCUCACUCAGUUAUUUGCAACGACCGAUCGCCCAUUUUUUUAUUAGUGGGUCGAGGCCGAGAGAUAACGGGAUCUUUGUAGAAAAUAAAUUUUUGACAAUUUAAUAUUUUUAUCUGUAUAUUAUGUCGUUUUGAUUAUUCGUGACUCCUUCGCGAAAAUUCGACCAAUAUAUUAACAUAAAUAUUUUUUUUUCAUAUAUAAAUAUAUAGAUGUGUGUUUUUUGUGAUAUGAAUUAUAAAUCGAAUUUUAAUUUGUUGAUCAAACAAAAUAAUUUAAUAGCAAAUUUUAAAAAGUGUGUUGGAAAAAAUGUAAUCUGGUUUUUUUAAUCGUUUCAAAAAAAAAUACUGAUCGUUAUUAUUUUAAUAUUACAGUGCAUGAAAAUAUAAUUAGUAUUAUUUAAGUUAAUAAUAUAAGUGAAGAGAUGAUAAUUAAAAAUUUUAAAUUUUUUGUAUUAGUGAGAAAAAAAAUUUCUAAAUUUGUUUCUUAUUCCAUUCCGUCCAAU